Messenger RNA from Phaeodactylum tricornutum CCAP 1055/1, 680 nucleotides. RefSeq lists its product with no specific name. The transcript has a single exon. The record is from RefSeq and is a predicted model, not a curated record. Bases 6 to 680 code for a protein of 224 amino acids. Gene Ontology annotation, molecular function: FMN binding. NCBI's taxonomy places the organism in Eukaryota, Bacillariophyta, Bacillariophyceae, Surirellales, Neidiaceae.
AUCUAAUGUCGAGAAAACUACAAGGGAUGUUGGCCGUCGUGACUCUAUUGCUUCUGUUACAUCAUCCAAUAGUUCUGGCUCUAGGAAGUUCGUUUACGGAGACGCUGAAGCCACCGCUCUUGGACUCUCCCGUCUUUUCCUUGGCGACUGUAUCACCCGACGGCACCCUUUCGACAGCCUCACCAUCUACUACCAAUAUGAAUAUUCUGACAUACGCUACUCCUGUAUCGAUGUCACCGGAUAGGCUAUGGGUCAUCGGUUUGUACAAGGGCACCGUCACGUACGAUAAUUUUGUGGCGUCGCGUCGUGGAACGUUGCAACUCUUGCGGCCAGAACAUGCCACUCUAAUACCCGUGUUGGGCGGGAAAUCAGGACGAGACACUGACAAGUAUAAUGCUUGCAAAUCGUUGGGAUUCUCGUGGGUCGCUUCGGAAAUGCAAUCAGCAAAUAACGAGGAACCGUGGAGGUUGCCAUCCUGCAGCUGCUAUCUUCAACUUGAGUGUGUGGAGCUGUGCGAGGCCGGUUCGCACGAUGUCGCUAUAUGCAAAGUUGUGGGCAUGCAAACCGACAACAGCAGCAACGACGAUGAAGAUUCUGGGACUCGUGGUACUCAUCUCGGAACACAAGCCUUACGAAGUAUGGGCAUCAUCACGGAGCAAGGACGGGUAGCGGAACAGUAG